Polistes dominula (European paper wasp) is the source of this 1082-nucleotide messenger RNA. RefSeq lists its product as uncharacterized. Gene Ontology annotation, cellular component: mitochondrion. NCBI's taxonomy places the organism in Eukaryota, Metazoa, Arthropoda, Insecta, Hymenoptera, Vespidae. Gene Ontology annotation, biological process: apoptotic process. The record is from RefSeq and is a predicted model, not a curated record.
UAACGAUUUGUAGCGGUACGACCGAUGGUCGCGCCAUCUAAGUUACUAGAAGGCUAGGGAACCACGCUAGCAAGUGUGGUCACCAGACGAGUACAGUCUGUGCGUAACCGUUGAGAAGUGUACAAGAAAGAAAAGCAAGUCGCAUCCGUUAAAUAAAAAUCAUAAAACAAAAUUCAGUCUAAUAUUAUCUUUACUAUAGAGAAACCCUCUACAGAUUCUUUUAAAUACACUCCACCUAUUUUUACUGCAUUAUUUGAAAUCAAUUCCAGGGAACAAACUGUUUAGAAAUUCCUAGCCGGUGGUAGGCUUGUAUUUAAAUCACUGGAAGAACGAACUUCAUUGUUUUCAAUAGUUUUCCUAUAGGUACAUAACCUUAAAUUUCAUAAAAUUUUGAUAGACAAACAUUAUUUAUAAGUCGAUAAAAAUGAAUAUAAAUUCAACAAAAAAUGCAUUGCGUUCAAUUUGUAAAUUAUUGUUCAGGAAAACAUCACCCGUUGUGUGCUUGACUCCAUUAUUUACCAAUGACUCGUCACAGAAUGAUGCAGAAAUUACAAAAGAAAAUAAAUUAAAAUUACCGGAUGUACAAACUAUGACAUAUAGUUAUAUGGUAAAACAGUCAACUUUAAAAGCAAUUAACAAUGCUUCUGAACUUUUAACUAUUACAUUUUUAGCAAUAGAAAGUACCAGUCAAGAGUACAGGACAUCAUUAACAAAGUUAAUAAACCUUCAUAAAGAGUCUAUAAAUAGUGACAUCAUUGAUUUGCAUGAAGACGCAAUGGUUCAAAUUAGAGAUGAAAUACAAAAAAAACAAGAUAUGCUUAUGCAACUUGUUAGUUUUAUGGAUUCUGUACGUAAAAUGGCAGAUUCAGCUACAGAAAUAUGUUAUACAUAUGGAAUGGAUAAUUUAUGUUCUAGCCUUAGUCAAAGGAUAGACGAUGCAAUUAAAAAUAUGGACAAAGAAAUAUAUAAUAAUAAAAAAUUAGAACAAGAAUUCAACUAUGUACAACAGCAAUAUAUAAUUAAUGCUGAUAAAGAUUGAAAAAUAUAAACAAUUAGGAGUGUUCCUAUCGAAAGAAAAAUUA